UGUGUAAGAGGGAAGACUGGUGGUGUGAACAGAAAUCAAUGAAUACAGCUAAAACGUCUUCAUUUUCUUUUAUUUGACACCUAAUUCCAGGUAUCAUGAAACACAUACAUUACAGGAGAAGAAUAUUGCUCGCACAUGUUUUUACGCAGUGUAGGCUGGAACAUGUUCUUGUCAUUGCUAAUCAAAAUUUGCAUGUGGGAGUGUCGCCUUUAUUUCUGCCACCUGUUCUAUACGCCUAUGGAGAGAUCACGUGGCGGUUCAUUUGUUGGAAGCACAGUACUCCAAGGGGCAUUCCGGAGACUUGUAAUUGCCAAAUGAACUGACGGCCUCAUAGUACAGAAAGUGUUACACAGUGGUUUCAGUUAUGUUGCUUCAAUGAGAAGAAAUAGCACGCAUUUGGAAACAGCAGUUCUGUUUAAUUGUUUUCACAGCGUCAAACCAUGAAUUUAACACCCGUGUAAUGUUGUUGUUUUUGUUUUGGAAUUCAAAACGUGAAAUAGAAAAAAAAGGGCUGAGAAAAUGGGGAAAGGGUCACAGGAAAAGCCUGAUUUGUUCAAAACAAUGACACAUUUAAUCCAAGUUGUAUGUUUUGCACAACUGGCUUCAAUUGCUCUUUCUGUUCUUCCAGAUCCGAAAAAUGUGAUUAUUGACUCAAAUAACUUUGAGCAUAUCCUGAGAUGGGAACCAGGAGCUGGCACUCCCAUGGGGGUGAAUUACAGUGUUGAGUGGUGUUGCAGAAAGUAUAACUGGUCACUGGUGACAUGUCUGAGUGAAAAAGAUGGAAGAGAGUGCAACUUAACAAAACAGUUUAAGAAUGUCUACAGAGAAUAUAAGGCUCGGGUUAAAGCCAUUACUGAGACACAGCAAUCCGGCUGGACUGAGAGCAAAUGGUUCCAACCUGUUUCACAAAGUGAGCCAGUAUUUCUUAACUAGGUAUAUUCAACUUCAACAUUUUUUUUAGUGUCACUUGACUAAAUGUUUCC
Molecule: messenger RNA, 983 nt
Organism: Polyodon spathula (Mississippi paddlefish)
Lineage: Eukaryota; Metazoa; Chordata; Actinopteri; Acipenseriformes; Polyodontidae
Product: interferon alpha/beta receptor 2-like
Exons: 4
Coding region: 520-933 (137 amino acids)
Molecular function (GO): protein binding
Source: RefSeq, a predicted model, not a curated record